Molecule: messenger RNA, 2144 nt
Organism: Sorghum bicolor (sorghum)
Lineage: Eukaryota; Viridiplantae; Streptophyta; Magnoliopsida; Poales; Poaceae
Product: vacuolar protein sorting-associated protein 9A
Exons: 7
Coding region: 223-1275 (350 amino acids)
Biological process (GO): vesicle-mediated transport
Cellular component (GO): cytosol; endocytic vesicle
Molecular function (GO): small GTPase binding; guanyl-nucleotide exchange factor activity
Source: RefSeq, a predicted model, not a curated record
UUUUUUUUUUUUGCGAGAUCGAGGCGAAGAAAUCGUCGCGUGGAUCCUCCAGUUUUGGGUCAACAGUGUGUACUAGAUAGAUCAGGCUGGAAGUGGAAUCCAACCCGGGGUGCCCGCGCACAGCACACAGCACCGGGCUCGUCCUUGUAGGCUUGUCUGCCAGAUCGGCCGACGCGCACGCGGACACCACGACGCAAGCGCGGGCGCCGGCGUGGCCUAGCGAUGGAGAGCCCCACGUCGACGGCGUCGCGCCCCGACUUCUACGACUUCCUCGACCGCAUGCGCCGCCCCGCCGCCGCCGACCUCUUCCGCUCCAUCAAGAGCUUCCUCGUGUCCUUCUCCUUCCACGCGCCCAACGCCGAGGAGGACGGCUGCAAGGUCCAGGCCUUCUUCACGGAGAUGGAGAGCGCCAUCAGGGACCAUCCGCUCUGGGCCAACGCCACCAACCAGGAGAUCGACCACGCGCUCGAGGGCCUGGAGAAGUACGUCAUGACCAAAUUGUUCGACCGCACGUUUGGGACCUCCACUGAGGAUGCUGUUACCGACAUGGAGAUAUCAGAGAAGAUUGGUCUCUUGCAGCAGUUUGUUAAGCCUCAUCACUUGGAUAUACCCAAGAUCCUGCAUAACGAGGCAUCGUGGCUGCUUGCAGUGAAAGAGUUGCAGAAGGUUAAUUCCUUCAAAGCACCACGUGAGAAGCUUCUGUGCAUCAUGAGCUGUUGUCAAGUCAUCAAUAACUUGCUUCUGAACAUAUCAAUGUCAAAUGAUCGAACAUUAUCUGGGGCUGAUGAAUUCCUUCCUAUUCUUAUCUAUAUUACUAUCAAGGCCAAUCCUCCUCAGCUGCACUCCAAUCUGAAGUUUGUUCAGCUCUUUAGAAGAGAAACAAAGCUAAUUUCGGAAGUUGAAUACUAUCUGACAAACCUCAUUUCAGCAAAGAUGUUUAUAAUAGAUGUUAAUGCUAGCUCAUUAUCGAUGGAGGGAAGCGAGUUUCAGAAACAUAUGGAAUCGGCAAGACUAGCUACUCAAGUAUCUGUUGCUAGCCCAAGUAGCUCACAGGGACCCCCCACAUCUGCAAGGGCAAAUCAGGAGGAAAUUGAUAUGGCAGGUCCUAGAUUCCCUUUCAUGGAUUCAGAAACUGAAAGCUUGAAUCCACGGGAAGUCAAGCAGAUGCAUGAUCUGUAUAGGCAAGUUGUCACAAGAUAUACACUGCUGUCUAAAGCUUUAAGAAAGUUAUCCAUAGACGAGGAUCAGCUCAUUAAUUCAGUGCAUGACUCAUGAGAUGAUGUGAAGAUGCUGGUGGUAUCAAUCAUAAGCAGCCUCCAUAUCCACAUUACUCUUGUGCAUGUACAGUGGAGUAAAAACAAGUGAAAUCUUGUUUCCAUUAGUUGCAGCCUCGUAGGAAAAGAACAGGAAAAGAACAAGGUCUUUAGAGUCAAUGCAUGUAACUAAUGCUCCAGCAAGUCCAAUGCAAUAGAGGGCACAACAGCUGUGAGUUGAGCAUUACGCAUGGGAAGUGCUGUUUUUGCUAAUCUUGUUCCUGAUAGCCUUGGUUCACUACAGUUGUAGCAUUGUGGUGCUUGGGCAUGGUUAGUUCAUGACUUGUACUUAGGUUGGAGGUCCCUUUAUUCACCCGGAUGGAUCUUCCGAAAUCAGUGCUGAAGGAACUGAAAAUUGGCGCACAUGACAUUGCCUGAGUUAUUGCCUUCUGAACUGUGUUCGACCUGCCACCAGAUGUCUCACAGUUUUGGCGUCGAUGGGCUUGCUGCAAUGGACAAUAUGAAUUCUAACCUGGAAUGUAGGGCCAGAAAAUCACUACUGGAGCAGGCAGGGAUGAAGAUGGAGUAACAAUAGGCUGGGAAAAUUCUAAAGCUCGACAUACUAAACAACGGAGUAUGUUUGUUGAUUCCAAAUGUUGAGCGUUGAGGUUUGAGAGUUGUAGUGUUGGGGAAAAUGUAAGCGUGUAACACUUUGAUAAGGAACAAAAUGUAUUAAACUUAAGAACAGAGUACACUUAGGAGAAUGAUGUUCUCCAACUUUACAGAAGAUAGACUAUCUAGAACAGGGCAGGAGCCUCUGUGAAACUAGUGUGAAGUGUAACGCUAAUUUGAAUGUUGGGGGAAUGGAUACUACUAGGGGAACUAACUAGA